UAAUUCAUUAAUUAAUUAAAGAUUUGAGAAGCCAAGCGAUGGAUUCGAGGAUUGUAAUGAACCCAAAUCUGCUUCCCCGUCCUCCUGCAAUCAAUGAAUCCGCUACUUCGGCUUCUGAAGCUGCUCCGUCCUGUGACGUCGUGGACACUUUACCUGGAUAUGAAGAUCUGGCCGUUCCUUCUGACAAUAAAAUAUUCUGUCCUCCUCCAACGUAUUCGGCCCUACCGCCUGUCGAGCCAUUGAUGGAAAACUUCAACUGGACAAUGCCGUCCAUCUCCGAAGAUGUCGCAAAGCAAGCAUUUAUUGAAUAUGCCUCCAAAAAGUGCUGCUAUGCGACUGCUCCAGCAAAAAACCUGAUCCUUAAAGACCUCAAAGCCUUCAACACCUACAGGGCAUGUACCUCUCUUCUAGUUUCGUGUUUUACUGCCUGGAAACCUUCACGGAGUCACGGACGUGGAAAUGGAAAUCUGUGCCAUAUACCGGUGGUGGACUCUCCAGAUAACGGGCCAGUUCCUGAUGCCAGGGAUGUACAAGUGGUUCCUCCAGUUCUUUUUAAGAAAAAUAAGGUCAAGAUACCUAUUCCUCACACAUCUAUAGUAAAGACUUGUGAACAAUGCUCUGGAAGACGCAGGCAGAUAUGUCUAAGCUGUUUUGGGAGUGGACGUGUGUUUUGUGGUGGAUGUGGUGGAUCUGGAAGAAAUUUUCAGAGUGAGAGAUGUUUGGUCUGUGCUGGAUCAGGCAGAUCGACCUGUUUUGGAUGUGGUGGAAGUGGUUCCAUCAUCUGUUUAAAGUGUGCUGGUCAAGGGAAGGUAAUGAACUACAAAGAACUGACUGUUAAAUGGAGGAAUAAUGAUUUUGAAUUUGUGGCUGAUCAUAAUUCAGAAUUUCCUACAAAACGUUUCAAGAAGGUGACCGGAAAAAAAGUUUUUUCAGAUGAACAAGUAUUGUUGGCGCCUGUGGUGAAUUUCCCGGUGUCUGCCAUUAGCCAGGCUUCACAAACUGCUUUGCAACAACAUAAAGAUCAAUUCUCUUCUUCCGGCCGCAUUUUAAGACAGAGACACACCAUUGAAUGGUUGCCUCUCACCAAGGUGGAUUACGUUUGGAAAGAGAAAGAAUUCAGCUACUUUGUGUAUGGACAAGAAAACAAGGUCUAUACAAACAACUAUCCUCAAAAGUGCUGCUGCGUACUCCAAUAGAUGGACCCCAUACUGGAUACUUUGACGAACGAUGUAAUUAACUACGUAAAUGUAGAUUAUUCUAAAAGCAGUAUCGCAAUGUAUAUUUUAUGAUGAUUAUGUUAAUGUUUGAUAUUUGCACAAUUAAAAUGUUUGAUUUUUAAAUAUUAAUGCAUGUUGGUACAUGACAGGUUAUGGUUUCAAUGAGCAGUCAUGUUGGAUGUAAAUGUCUGUCUACCACUUGGAAUGGAAAGGGAGCAGCCCAGAAAAAGUGAUAAAAAGCAAUUGGUUCAUAUUUAGCCAA
Molecule: messenger RNA, 1479 nt
Organism: Spea bombifrons (plains spadefoot toad)
Lineage: Eukaryota; Metazoa; Chordata; Amphibia; Anura; Pelobatidae
Product: protein SSUH2 homolog
Exons: 12
Coding region: 39-1196 (385 amino acids)
Source: RefSeq, a predicted model, not a curated record